Betta splendens (Siamese fighting fish) is the source of this 6674-nucleotide messenger RNA. It is a transcript of the gene fbrs, whose product is annotated as fibrosin. Lineage: Eukaryota; Metazoa; Chordata; Actinopteri; Anabantiformes; Osphronemidae. The record is from RefSeq and is a predicted model, not a curated record. Bases 1473 to 5267 code for a protein of 1264 amino acids. The transcript is spliced from 18 exons.
GACUGAGGAAGAAGAGUGGCGCACACAAUGCACUGUACGCUUGACAAGGGUUGUGUCUCCCUGAUUUUCAGGAUAAAUUUCCAAUUCAGUCUAAACUUGUAACGGGGCAGCAGCGAAGCCUUUCAGUUUCCCUGCGUUUUAUUCCCGCCGUGGAUUUCGUGAGGAGAAGAAAUCGUGUGAGCGAAAACCUCGGCGACUGGUUCAACUUCUCCUAAACAUUGGAUUACACUGUGAAGGCUGCAUGAAGGAGUUGCCCAGCCCAACGGGGGCUUGGCCGACACCCUCGUUUAUGGAAAUCGACACCGAGGCUUUCAUAUUUGGGCCUUGAUUUUUUUCUUUAUGAUGGGGAUUAAUAGUGGGACGAUUUGGGGUUAAAUCAGCGGUCAGUUAUUAUUGUACGAGUGACUGGCUGAUUCAAAGCGUCCGUUUUGCUCCCUUUAACAUUUGAGAGGCUUGUGGCUUAGCUGGCUAACAGCUGGAUCGGCUAACGCUAUCUAGCUAGACUCAGUGCUAGCGUUACGUCUUUCUUUUGAUGUGAUGCGAAUUCAACCAUUAUUAUCGGCCACAAGCAUUUCGACAGGACGUUAUUUUGUUCUUCAGUGUGUGGAUUAGCAGCUAGCUUUACACUGCGUUAUCCGGCUUGUCAGUCUUUCCAAACACAUUUAAAGAAUAUAGGUUUAUUCUUAAGUUGUUGCGUGAAUAUAUUGUAAUGUAUUGAGUUAGCCGUGUACAUGCUAACCAAAUAAGCAAAGGCUAAUUGGCUGGAGUCAACACUGACCUAGCUAGCAGUAGCGUUAACUACUUUAACUCAGACAGCUCCUUUACUCCUUAAAUUUGGAGUAAUAUGAAGUAACUGUCAGCAACAAUACUUUACGUUACGGAAAAAUACCAUGGCCACAGAUGCGUUAAUGUCGGAUCUUUAUGUUACUGGCCUUGCUAACUGUUAGCUAACCGUAUCAUUUUGCUAAUAAAAUUGUCGGCGUGUGCAGAAAUAGGAAAUUCUAGAGCGGUUUAAGCAGUGCUAAGGUUGGGGUGAUUUUCUUUUUGAAAACUAUCUAAGGGUGAUUUGGCCUGGUUCGCUAGCAACACACCCAGACGUGUCCUUUUUUGUUUACAUGCGUAUAACUUAUGUGGUUGUCUGUUCAAUUCCGUGCUAGCUAGCUAACGUUAGCCUUCACCGAGACACAGUCAGCUAUGUCCUGACAUUUGUGUCGUGGAUGAUUUAAAUUCCCAUGUGAAUCUAAGUUUCAUUGAAAUGACACUAAAAUUUCGCCGAAAGAAAGGGACUGAUGCCAAUAGACUGUUGUCAGAGGACGGUAAAUAAGCCACUGGUUUCAUUAACGCCAUUUUAACAGGGCUCCCAGCGAGGGCCUGUGUGGUGGUGUUUUAUUUGCGGUUCGGUGCCUUCCGCCGGACCGGGACUUGAGAAAAGUGCCUUUGGUCUCAUUGGAGUUGGAAAAGGAGCUUGGAACAUGGAGGGUCCGAGCCGAGGCACUGGAUUCAGACAGAGCCGAAGGUCGCGUUCACAGCGUGACCGAGAGCGGCGGCGGAGGAGAGUCGACCUGGCCGAGGAGCGGGCCACAUCCCUGUCCUCAGGCUCCGAUCGGGAGGCUUGUGGGACGAACAGCGUCCUGGGUCCCGGUGGGAGAGAAUGUCGGCCCGGUUUUGGAAGACACAGGCCUCCACGGCGUAGGAAGCGAGAGUCUGUGUCCUGCGAGGAAGACCUCAUUGACGGCUUCGCUAUUGCGAGCUUUAUCAGCUUGGAGGCACUGGAGAUGGACUGUUCCCUGAAGCCCAGUCAGCGCACAGAUAUGCUUGGAAGGAGGAACAAGGGGAAGCGAGGGCCUGAGGAGAACGGUGGAGGGCCACUGUCAGAGCCGGAGGAGGGAGCCCCACACAGCUAUUCCAGCAGCUGUUUGAAGAAGAGAGAGAACAAGAGAAGGAAGUUAGAGGGGCAGCCUUUGGAGACUGGCUACAUUUGCGACACUGAGAGUGACACAGGAGACAAGGCCUCUGACAAUGACGUGGAUCCAAUGUUUACAGUCAGUACUAAGAAAGUUGUGGAGCCUGCUCCCUCAAACAUCGGCACAUCCAUGGGCAAGAACUGUCUGUCUCUGUCGGCACGUUGUGGUGUCUCGCGCCUGACGGUGACGCCGCGAGUAUCUGGGCUGGAGCGAAGUCAGGAGAAAAGCCUGGAGCUGCAUUUCCCAGAGCUUGAUUCUUCUACCUCUUCUGCCUCCCGCCCGCCUUCCUUUCCCCCGGGCACAACCGUGGGCUCCCGGCGCAGCCCGAUAAAUGUUAACAACCGCCACAUUGGCAGCCCCCCACUCUCUAAACACAAGCCCUUCCUCUCUCUCCCUGGACGACCUCACAUCUACAACAGGAGCAGCACUCCAGUCAAACCUGCAUCUACAUCUGUUGCAUCUGCAUCACCCUCCAUGCGUCCCUCGACUCCGUCCACGAGUGUGGCCCCACCCUACAUGAGGGGCACAGGAUCCUCUGGGCCACUACGACCACCAUCCCGGGCCAGCUCUGGGGCGCUAUACACGUCCUCACCUGGUCUGCCUCCACCGCCUCCUCUGCUCCAAGCUCCUGCCCACUCAGCAGCAGCAGCAGCAGAGCGCGAGGGCAGACGCAGCGUUCCAGGGGCUGAAAACAGCGCCGCGGCUGCAGGCCGCAGCACUCCCGGCGGUGCAUCAGCAUCGAGUUCCGCACAGAGCUCAUCAGGCCGGACGUCUCAGAACCAGCCGAGCAUUCAGCCCCUUGCCUUCCAGUUCCAUCAGCACAACCACCAGCACCAACACACGCACACGCACCAACACUUCACUCCCUUCCUGCACCCCACAGCUACCGCGCCGCCUCUGUUUGAUAAGUAUCCAGGCAAAAUGGACGGGCUAUACCGAAACCCUUUCUUUCCACAAUUCCCGCCACCCUCAGUGCCGAGUAUCCCACCUGUGAUUCCUCCCACUGGACCUUUCAGCUCUUUACAAGGAGCAUUUCAGCCAAAGCCUCUUGUCCCUCAGGGAACGGGUCCUGACAUAACUGCACGUCUUGGAGUUGUGCCUCACCACCUGCAGCCCAAAGACCCCAGGCUAACUGAUCCAUUUGGGACAUCGUUGAAAAUCAGUAAUAAACCAGGAAAAUGGUGUGCUAUGCAUGUGUAUGUGGCCUGGAUGAUUCUAAACCAUCAGAAGAAAGUAAAGCAGAUGCAGGCUGAUCCUCACAAGCUGGACUUCCGUAGCGACCUGCUGGCCCGUCUUCCUGGGGCCGGAGGCCUCGGACCCCUGGGGCCCAUGGGCGCAGCCCUACCGCCCACACAUGAUCUGACCAGACCUCCUAGUCUGUUCUCAGCUGCAGGUGCAGUCAAUCCGUCCUCAGCCCCUUUCAUCUCGCCAUCAGCCCCACACUCCUCUUUCCUUGCACCAGCUGCACAUUUAGAUCCAUAUGGACGAUCCCCACCCUUCACUCCACUGGGAGCCCUGGGUUCUGGUGCCUUUGGUGGACUUGGCAGUCCAACACUGGCAGGCCUCCACAUUGGCCCUAAAGACUCACCAGCUGGUGUGGUUGGGGGCUUGCCCACCCCCAACCAUCAUGACCCAUGGCGUCUACAUGGUGGCCCUUCUGGGUUCCCUGCUGGCUCCAGCUGGGCUAAAGGCGCAGACAAGAGGGACGAGAGGGAUCGAGGAAAAGACGGGGAAAGGAGAGAAAUCCCACACAUCAAGGAUGAAAAGGACAGAGACAAUAUGCUGUAUGGCCGACCACCUGUGAGAAUGUCUCCAGUUGGCCCCAACUUCAAGCCCCGCAGUAGCACUCCACUCUCCCACAUUAAUGGCCACAGCAGUGCUCUGGGUGUGACCAGUGGCCCUAUUGAGGACUUGACACGCAGCUUGAACAGGAACAGAGACCGAGACAGAGAUGGAGACAAGAGGCCAUUGGCCACAGUGUCUUCGCGGGUUCCUCCUGUUGGCCCUUCAUCUUUAGUAGCAGACAGAGAUAGACCAAGGUCUUCCUCAUCAUCUGUUCUCACUACUCCCCCACCAUCCAACCGCUCUGCUCAAUCUCCACUGGACCUUUACCCCCGCUCACUAGCCCCAACAGCACACAGCCUCCACGGCGAACCCUCUCACUCCCAGAAGGACCAGCCUGCGUCAUCGGCUUCAGCCUCUGUUUCUUCUUUGUCUCAGGCAAAGAAGUCUGACCGAACCACAACGCCAGUCUCCAAACCGCCUCACCCUUUCUCUAUUAAAGUAAAGGAGGAGAGAAAAGAGGAGCCAGAGCAUAUUCCCAUCACUCUGCCUCCCCCAGCAACCAACCACAGCUUUGACCGCCCAAACAGCCAUCCUCAUCAUCCAAGUUCUGGGACUCCUUCCUCUUCAUCUUUAUCACUGACUCCUACCCCUGGUGUUCCCCUCCCACCACCCACUCCAAAUCCCUCCCACCUUUCCCUUCUGGAACGGUCAAGACUUGAAGCAUAUCUGGGGGGCCCAGCAGGUCCUGCAGGGUUGGUAGUGGGUCCAGGAGACCGUUUCCCCCAUGGCCCAGUCCAAGGGCCAUCGCAGGGUCCACAUAGCUUUACAUGGGAUCCCUGGAGAGAGCUGGCAGCUCAGCAGCAACAUCAGCAUCGUAGGGAGGCGUUGGCACUUCAUUCUGAUCCUCACCUCGCCCUGCGAGCCGACCCACAUCUGGCUCGGCUGCUCCAGCAUCAGCGCCUUUUCGAGGCAGCAGCGGCAGCCAACCCUCACCACCCUCCAACUCCUACCUCUUCUGCUUCCACCUCUGUUGUUCGCCAGGAAUUCGGCCUCAUGCACCAUCCUUUUGACCGGCCCCCUCAGCUUGGACCCCCGGGAGGAGGUCUUAUUGAUGAGGAGCAGCGUGCCCAGAUUUUGAGGGAAGACUUUGAGCGAGCUCGCUACUUUGGAAUGCACCCACACCUCCCACCUGGCUCUCACCUCUCCAGCCCCUCUCAUGCUGCUACUGCCGCUCAUCUGGAGCAUCUCCACCCUGGCCUUCUCGCCCACACGCUUCCACCCGGAGCCGCUGCUGCUUCCCAGCACCACGCAAGCCUCUACCCCAGACUAGGCCCACUUACCCCACACCAUGUGCCCAAUGGCAUUCUGGGGAAGACCCCUGCAGGCUUGGUGGGAGCACUGGCAGUGGGGGCACCCCCUCCACUCAUUCCGUCCACCAGCCGGUCGUCCACAUCUCCCCGCAGACUUCCAGGUGAGCUGGCACUGUACAGUGCCCACAAAGACGGAGAGUCCAGAUAGUACAGGGACAAUAGUGGAGGAGAUUAAGGGAAAUGUCAGGAUCACUGUGCUGCUCUCAACCUGCCCCAUUUCCCUCUUGUGGACUACUAACCCAGCCCUACCAGUCACAAUCAAACCAGUUCCAGGUCCCCUUCUCAUAAAAAGGGAAACCAUAACAAGGAGGUGAGGGUAGAGAGGGAAAUGCAAGAUGUCUGAGUGUGACUAAGAAUAUGCCCAUGGUUCUGUCAGUGCAAUUGAAAGGUACAUGGUUUCUGUGCAUCCUUGUUGUAUUUUUAUUUUAUACUGACUGUUGGUUAUUACAGCACUCGCGUUCAGAAGCUGUGGGAUGAGGCAGAGGACAGCUUUUUUUUUCUCCAUUUGUCAGGUGAAAUGUGAUCAAUACUUUUCCAGGAGUAUUGGACAUUACUUCCAGUGGGAUGUACUCUUGGAUCACACCUUUUUAAGGGUUCAUCCUCUGCUUGGGAUAUUAUAAGGCCCUCCUCCUUCAAACUUCAGCCAUGAUCAGGUAUUAUGGAUGAGGACUUUUAGAGUGGUGACGUGGUGCUUUCUGUUCCGUCUUAGUGUCUUUUAGAUUAAUGGAGACCAUGUAAUGAAGAUCAGAAAGCAUUGUACCUCAGUUUCCUGCUUUACCUAAAAAAAAAAUUUACUCCAAACCCUCAGCUUCACUGAGAUUCCCUUGUUAGCUCGUUACUUUUAUUUAGUUUUUUUUAUUGUUUUGUUUUCAAAGGAUGAAUGGCAAAAUGAACUGUGCUACACUGUGUAAGUGAACACAGUAUUUUAGAGCUUCCUGUAACUGUUUCCCAGUCUCCUCUUGACUAUAUGAGCAGGACCAGAUUAUAGUAGUCUAGAGAAAUUGCCUUUGUAAUUAUUAUUCUCAACAAUAAUUAUCUUCUAUAAUAAUAAAUAUAUUCACUGUUAUGUUAUUUGUCAUUGUUUCGGGUAUCAACCAGUACACUCUCCCUAAGUAGUACAGUUUCAAACCAUGCAAAAGACAAAAUAAAUGGCUUGUGUCACAGGUAACCUUUGCUAGUGAACCUUAAGCCCUCUUCACUGCAACCUCUGGCCUCUUCACGGAUCUAAUGACUUUACUAUGCUGAGGGAGAGAAACAGAGAGGUUUUCCUGUGUGUUACUGGUUGUGUGUUCUAUCCAUUUUGGACUAUGGGAGCCUUGUACAUUGAACUGUCAAGUUGUUUCACCAACAGAAGUAAGUUAUAUACAUGGAUAAGUGGGACAUCUGCUGAAGAACUGAAAAAAAAUAUAUAAGGACUUGUGUCAAAAGACAACAUGACAGUGGGUAACCUGAGAGGGACAAGACUGGGUCGAUUAUUUUAAUAUGACCAUUUUAUACCUUUCGAACCCCUCCCCUAGAGACCACAAAGAUUGAUUAUUAAAUGAAUUGUUGUUUA